This is a messenger RNA of Selaginella moellendorffii, 511 nucleotides long. Its product is annotated as molybdopterin synthase catalytic subunit. Gene Ontology annotation, cellular component: cytosol. Gene Ontology annotation, molecular function: molybdopterin synthase activity. Gene Ontology annotation, biological process: Mo-molybdopterin cofactor biosynthetic process. The record is from RefSeq and is a predicted model, not a curated record. The coding region runs from base 1 to 468 and encodes 155 amino acids. Lineage: Eukaryota; Viridiplantae; Streptophyta; Lycopodiopsida; Selaginellales; Selaginellaceae. The transcript has a single exon.
AUGGGGGAGAAUGUCCACGAUCUCGUGGAAAUCGUGGAAUGUAAGCUCGACACAGCGAAAUACAUGGAUUCCGUCAGGAGCCCAGCCGCCGGAGCGAUCGCGAGCUUUGGCGGCACGACGCGGGAUAGAUUCCAGGGCAAACAGGUUCUAGAGCUUCGCUACGAGGCAUACGUGCCAAUGGCGAGCUCGCAGCUGCGCAAGAUCUGCCAGGCGGCCCGGGAGAGGUGGGAAUUGAUCGGCGUGGCCGUGGCGCACAGGAUUGGCGUGGUGCCCGUGGGGGAGGAGAGCGUCUUUGUGGCCGCCUCGUCGAUCCACAGGAAGGAGGCGCUCGCCGCUUGCCAGUUCUUGAUUGACGAGAUCAAGGCCUCGGUGGCGAUCUGGAAGAAGGAGAUCUACGCGGAUGGGGAGGCCUGGAAGGAGAAUGCCGAAUUCGAGAGCACUAGGAGGAGCUGUUCCUGUGGUAAUUGAUAAAGAAGAAAAUUCCACUCGUAUAAACGGUGGAGAUUUGGCC